Argentina anserina (silverweed cinquefoil) is the source of this 1306-nucleotide messenger RNA. Its product is annotated as rac-like GTP-binding protein ARAC1. The record is from RefSeq and is a predicted model, not a curated record. The transcript has 7 exons. Gene Ontology annotation, biological process: establishment or maintenance of cell polarity; small GTPase-mediated signal transduction; regulation of actin cytoskeleton organization. Gene Ontology annotation, cellular component: cell projection; cytoskeleton; cytoplasmic vesicle. NCBI's taxonomy places the organism in Eukaryota, Viridiplantae, Streptophyta, Magnoliopsida, Rosales, Rosaceae. The coding region runs from base 311 to 904 and encodes 197 amino acids. Gene Ontology annotation, molecular function: GTP binding; protein kinase binding; GTPase activity.
GCCAAAAAAGAGAGAGAGAAGAAAACAAAAACAAAAAAAAGCUCGCAACUUUGUGUUUUGUUUGUUUCCUCAAACUCCAACCACAUUUUGCUCCCCACACAUUUUCAGUUUUCACAUCUCUCUCCCUUCGUUUUUCUCUCUGCAACAAUUCUGGGGUUAGGGUUGGGAUCGUGGGAGGUUGAGAUUGUGGGUUGUGGCAGUUGGAUCGGAAGAUGUGUGAUUGAAGCGGAGGAGGAGAAGAAGAUCGGGGUCCUCAGGUGAAGAUCUGGGGCUUGGGCUUGUGUAAUUUGGGAAAAAAUCUAAGGGAAAAAUGAGCGCGUCGAGGUUCAUAAAGUGCGUCACCGUUGGCGACGGAGCUGUGGGAAAGACGUGUCUGCUUAUCUCCUACACCAGCAACACCUUCCCCACCGAUUACGUGCCUACUGUCUUUGACAAUUUUAGUGCAAAUGUGGUCGUCAAUGGGAGCACUGUUAACCUUGGGUUGUGGGAUACAGCUGGACAGGAAGAUUAUAACAGAUUAAGACCUUUGAGUUAUCGUGGGGCUGAUGUUUUUAUACUGGCGUUCUCCCUGAUUAGCAAAGCCAGCUAUGAAAAUGUGUCCAAGAAGUGGAUUCCAGAAUUGAAGCACUAUGCACCUGGUGUUCCAAUCAUUCUUGUUGGAACCAAGCUUGAUCUACGGGAUGACAAGCAGUUUUUUAUUGACCAUCCGGGUGCUGUGCCUAUUACUACUGCUCAAGGAGAGGAGCUCAGGAAGCUAAUUGGAGCACCAGCAUACAUUGAGUGCAGUUCAAAAACGCAGCAGAAUGUAAAAGGGGUGUUCGAUGCUGCCAUAAGGGUUGUUCUUCAACCUCCCAAGCAGAAGAAAAAGAAAGGGAAAGGGCAGAAGGGUUGCUCCAUAUUGUGAUUGGAAAUAGGUGUAAAGAGAUAAUGACCAUCCAUUCUGCCUGUAUUCUCCUCCCGUCCCCUUCCUCUCCCCUAAUAUUUUUCCUUUUGUCGUGAAGAAAGUUGGAGUCAGUCAGUUGUCCUGUCCAACAAUACUCUAGAUCUCUAUGAAGCAUCAGGUGGUUCGGUGUUGCAUUCUUAGAAUUGUUGUGAUCUCUUAUUGUUGAAUUGUAUGGUUUCCAACUGAAUUCGUAACUGUGGUUUUGAUUUCAUUUAUGUAUUAAUAGGCUGGACUCCCAGUAGGCACGGUUUAUAUUUAUCACUAUUGCUGUGGUUGAAGGCUUUGUUUUCUGGAUGUGCCUUCUUACAGAGCCUCAAAGUGUUGUUGGAUGGUAGGGGAAGAACAAAGAAAAUUUUCAGAUCA